This is a messenger RNA of Vollenhovia emeryi, 2922 nucleotides long. RefSeq names its product ribosome-releasing factor 2, mitochondrial (gene mRRF2). Lineage: Eukaryota; Metazoa; Arthropoda; Insecta; Hymenoptera; Formicidae. Gene Ontology annotation, cellular component: mitochondrion. The record is from RefSeq and is a predicted model, not a curated record. The transcript has 4 exons. Bases 612 to 2843 code for a protein of 743 amino acids. Gene Ontology annotation, biological process: mitochondrial translation; ribosome disassembly. Gene Ontology annotation, molecular function: GTP binding; GTPase activity; translation elongation factor activity.
UAAAUAAAGGUCGAUUUGGAUACUUAAAUAAUUUUCACCGCUCAGAUCGGUCGAACUGACCACUGUGCGUCGCCGCGAGUGUGCGUGACUUUUAUGGAAUUGUAUAUUCGUCGAAUAAAGAGUAUCCUGCAAAACGAAUAGAGCACGAUGUCUCCUUAAUUCUCUGACGAAUCCAUCAUUCGUUCCGCAUUUCAUUUGACAUAAUUUAUCUUUGUUUCUAUAAGAAAUCAAUUUUUAGGUUAUGAUCAACUGUCAUCACUUUUUCUUGGAAUAAUGCAAGUAAAAGCGAUAAAUUCUUAAAUGUGAAAUUGUUUACGUAUUUAAUAAAGUACCUUUCACGCGCGAAAAAAAGAAAUGAGUAUUUUUUUAUGGAAAAGAGAGUUUCGGUCAAUACUCGGUAGCGAGAGGAGGUUAAAAUAUUUUGUGAUAAUUCAAGAAUCUCAAUUUGUUAAGAAUCUUUCCUGACUGGAAAGCAGGAAGUACAGGGCAAACGUAAAAUGGUUCGAGAGAAAAGAAAAAGGUGAUAAAGAUUUUGUGUUUAAAUAGGAACAGUCGGUGAAGGAGCACGGGACUGUUCGAGGAAUACACUGCCAGAUUUCGGGAACAAGAGGAUGCUGAAGCACAAUAUCGUAAAGACGUCGUGGUGCAAAUUGCGCACGCGGUAUAUGCACAAAAAUGCCUCUCUCCUGGAAGCAUCCAAAACUAAGGAGUGUGCAAUCGCCAGGAUACGUAACAUCGGUAUACUGGCACAUAUUGACGCUGGAAAAACAACCACGACCGAGAGGAUGUUGUACUACUCGGGUCUCAUCAGAAAUAUGGGAGAGGUUCAUCAUGGCAACACAGUGACCGAUUACAUGGAGCAGGAGCGUCAGCGCGGGAUAACGAUCACCUCGGCCGCAGUCACGUUCAACUGGAAAGACUAUCGCUUCAACUUAAUAGACACCCCCGGUCAUAUUGACUUCACUAUGGAGGUCGAACAAACUUUGCAGAUAUUAGACGGCGCGAUUGUAGUCCUGGACGGUUCCGCCGGCGUGGAGGCCCAGACGUUGACGGUUUCCAGACAGGCGGACAGAUACGACAUCCCCCGGAUAUUCUACGUUAACAAAAUGGACAGGGCGGACGCUGACUUCGAUAUGAGUUUACGGUCUAUCGAAUCGAAAUUAAACGUCGAAACUUUACCUGUACAGGUUCCAGUGACGAAGGCAGGAGUCCUGGAAGGCAUUGUAGAUGUAAUAACGAUGGAAAAGUUGACGUUCGAUAAAAGACACCAGGGUAUGAAUUUAACGCGAGCGAAAAUAACCGAGGGCGACGACGGGAGACUGUGGGACGUCGCCAGCGAGAAGCGACGACUGCUGACCGACAAACUGUCGGGCUUGGACGACAAACUGGCGGACGUCGUUAUAGAGCAAGAGUCUCUGGAUGACGUGCAACCACAAAUGCUGGUCGAUUCCUUGCGUAGAGUCACCGUAGGCAGAAAAGGUGUACCCGUAAUGCUGGGAAGUUCUUACAAGAACAUCGGGGUGCAGCCUUUAAUGGACAGCGUCGUUCUCUAUCUGCCGUCGCCGGAUAGUACAGACCGGCUGAAUCCGUAUAGACAUUUCGGAAACAGUAUGGCGGCCAGAGUGUUCAAGAUAGUUCACGACAAGCAGAAGGGGCCAAUUACGUUUUUCAGGAUCUAUUCCGGCAGCAUGAAGAAGAGCCAGAAGUUGUACAACGUGACGCGCGAGCAGAGCGAGCAGUGCACUCGCCUGUACGUUGCUUGCGCGGACGACUAUGAGGAGGUGGCCGAAGUGAGUCACGGCAAUAUCGCGGCUGUGAGCGGAUUGAAGAACACCGUCACGGGCGACCUGGUGACGACGAGCGCGUCCGUAGCUGACCGCGCCAAACAGUCUAUGCUGAAGGACAGUCAGAGUCGGCUGGACUACGUGGACAACUUCUUCGCGUCCGGAGUGAGCCUGCUCGAUCCAGUUUUCUUCUGCUCCGUGGAACCACCCUCCCUUUUGGCGCAGUCCGCUCUGGAGACCGCUCUUCAGGAGCUGCAGAGGGAAGAUCCUAGCUUGCGCGUGAAGAACGAUCCUGAGACGGAACAGAUCGUUCUUGGCGGGAUGGGAGAACUGCACAUAGAUAUCAUCAAGCAAAGAAUCAGGACCGAGUACAAGAUCGACGUGGACCUGGGCCCGCUGCAAAUCGCUUACAGGGAAACGAUUCAGGACGCCGUUAAAGAUACGCUGUCUGUGGAGCACAGAGUGGGCCAAACGACGCACAAAGUCACCAUCACUAUGUCCUUGAUACCCAAUUACGAGGGAAAGACGAAUCUGCUCCUGGACAAGACUCCGGAGAAUGCUUCGAAUAUCGCCGGUAUUCAUCCGCGGGUGAUGAGCGCAAUUAAAACCGGCGUGAGCACCGCGUUGUUGCAUGGUGUGAAAUUAAGUUGUCCGGUGAUUAAUGUCGGCGUCAAGCUUCACUGGCUGGAGGUGGCACGCGCUACUUCGGACACUAUUAUUUCCGCUGCUACCUCGCAGUGCAUUCGAAAGUUACUCCAGGAUGGAAAUAGUAUGUUACUAGAACCCAUGAUGCAACUGGAAAUCGUUGCGCCCGAAGAAUAUUCACCUAGUAUCAAUGCCGAUCUUACUCGUAGACGAGUGACAAAGCAAGAGAUUCAUAUGCGUGGCAAUAAUAAGGUGAUCAGAACUGUCGCGCCCUUGUCAGAAUUAUUAGGAUAUUCAACGACACUGAGAAUCAUCACGUCAGGCAACGCGACGUUCUCUUUGGAAUUCAGUCACUAUCAAGUAAUGACCCCCGUCGACGAGGAGGAAGCUAUCGAAAAAAUUAAAGGAUUCUAAAAUGUAUAAUAUUGCCUAAAGUAUAAUUUUACUUUGUUUUAUUGACUCAAUCUAAUCAAAAUAUAUUGCAACAUUAUCA